AUCUUUUAAUGUCGAAUAAGCGUAAGCAAGAGUCAUCAUCAGAACAACCGUCGAAGCUCGAGUUAUUCAAUCAGCUACAAAGACAACUCAAUGCGUGGCAACUAGGCAAGUCUGUCGAUGACUUUAUACGCCGCCUUCCACCACUGACCACCUCCGUGUUCACAUGUCCCUGGAUCUGGGCUGAGAAUCCUUAUCACAAUCCUCACGACAAGUCGCCAUAUCCGCAUGUCGCGCUGACUUUACAAAUCGCGGCAUGCGACUACUCAAGAGUCCUCAGAGAUUCGCCUCAAGAAAGCGAGUCCUUGCAGGAGCCCAUCACUAGCCUAGCAAGAAACACUCACGUUCUCUCUAGGAAAUGGAUGUUGUUCCCCAAGUCUGUCGAUGUUACUCAAGUUUGGAAACAGAUCGUAGUAGGUGUCAUCGAAAACCGACUUGGCUCUGGCUGCAAAGUGGCAACGGAUGAUGGAAAAGAGGAACGGCUGAUCUGCGUCUACACCAGAAACUUUCAAGAUACUCAAGAUGUUGUGCGAAUACUCCAGGAGCUGGAAACCAUAGGCUUGCUCUCUGCAGGCCGACUUAUCUACUACAAGCCUGAUGCCUAUACUUACCUGGAUGUUAGACGCGAAAAUGCGGCCGAGUACGGACUGAAAGCGAUUCUUUACAAUUCCCGCUCAAUGCUGGCCAACAGCAAAGGAACUGAGUCAGCUUCCCUAACCCAGCAGAAGCAGUGUACACUUGAUGGCUGUUUCGGGCCGUGAAUGAGUUCUGCUGUCGCUAUAGUGAAGAAGAGGGUUGCAGGAAUAGCGUAUACAGGGUGUACGCAUGCGAUGCAACGCACUGAUAACUCGGAUAGCAUUUACGGUGCUUAGAUGAGGACGCUGAAGGGCCCCCCACGGAGUCUUUUCCAGCUAGACUGAUAAUUUCCCUUUUCGUCUUUCUGUUCUCUCCGCCACUAUUUGGAGCCUGUGUGCCUUCUAGUCAUUGUUGAACGCGUAGCAAAUCCUUUACGGAUUAUGCGUCAAAACCAAGGUUCUGUCGGA
This is a messenger RNA of Bipolaris sorokiniana ND90Pr, 1040 nucleotides long. RefSeq lists its product as uncharacterized. The coding region runs from base 9 to 758 and encodes 249 amino acids. The transcript has 4 exons. NCBI's taxonomy places the organism in Eukaryota, Fungi, Ascomycota, Dothideomycetes, Pleosporales, Pleosporaceae. The record is from RefSeq and is a predicted model, not a curated record.